Oncorhynchus masou masou (cherry salmon) is the source of this 4546-nucleotide messenger RNA. RefSeq names its product transmembrane protein 198-B-like. The coding region runs from base 870 to 1991 and encodes 373 amino acids. Gene Ontology annotation, biological process: positive regulation of canonical Wnt signaling pathway. NCBI's taxonomy places the organism in Eukaryota, Metazoa, Chordata, Actinopteri, Salmoniformes, Salmonidae. The record is from RefSeq and is a predicted model, not a curated record. The transcript is spliced from 5 exons. Gene Ontology annotation, cellular component: cytoplasmic vesicle; plasma membrane.
UAGCGGUCCAAAUGAUAGUCCCACUAAGCACUAACCAGAUGGGAUGGCGUAUCGCUGCAGAAUGCUGUGUCUAUGCUGUGUCUAAGUGUGCCUUGAAUUCUAAAUAAAUCACAGACAGUGUCACCAGUAUUGCACACCAUCACACCUCCUCCUCGAUGCUUCACGGUGGGAACUACACAUGCGGAGAUCAUCCGUUCACCGACUUUGCGUCUCACAAAAACACAGCGGUAGGAACCAAAUAUCUACAUUUGGACUCCAGACCAAAGGACAGAUUUCCACCAGUCUAAUGUCUAUUGCUCGUGUUUCUUUGCCGAAACAAGUUUUCUUUUUAUUGGUGUUCUUUAGUAGUGGUUUCUUUGCAGCAAUUCGACCAUGAAGUCUUCUCUGAACAGUUGAUGUUGAGAUGUGUCUGUUACUUUAACUCUGUGAAGCAUUUAUUUGGGCUGCAAUUUCUGAGGCUGGUAAAUCUAAUGAACUUAUCCUCUGCAGCAGAGGUAACUCUGGGUCCUCAUAAGAGCCAGUUUCUUCAUAGAGCUUGAUGGUUUUUGUGACUGUAUAUCUGGUUUUUGCGUCGGAAUGCCUAUCUUCUGUACACCACCCCUAAUUUGUCACAACACAAAUGAUUGGCUCAAACACAUUAAGAAGGAAAUAAAUUCAUGUUAAUUGCAAUUCAUUCCAGGUGACUACCUCAUGAAGCUGGUUGAGAGAAUGCCACGAGUGUGCAAAGCUGUCAUCAAGGCAAAGGUGGAUUCUUGUGGAUGGGAAAUGCUCCCUGAUCUUCCCUGCCCUCCUCCUCCCUCUCCUGAACACCCCAAUCCCUCCAUCUCUCGUUCUCACUUUCACCAUCACUCCAUCACUCUCUGGUCACAAUGACGUCCACGCUGCAAACGCUGGCGCUCAAGCUGGCCCCGCCCCCUCAGGACCUAAACCCUGAGCGGUUGGACGGCUGCGAGGAGACAGGCCGGCACUACAAAGUGGUUCCCUCCGUCGUGUGCUCCAUGUGUUGCCUCUUCGGCAUCAUCUACUGCUUCUUCGGGUACCGUUGUUUCAAGGCGGUGAUGUUCCUGACGGGCCUGAUGUUUGGCUCCAUCGUCAUCUUCAUGUUGUGUUAUAAGGAGCGCGUCCUGGACACCCAGCUCAGUGUUGAGGCCUCUGUGGGCAUCGGCCUGGGCAUCGGCACCCUCUGCGGCCUGGUCACUAUGCUGGUUCGCUCCGUGGGUCUCUUCAUGGUGGGUCUCCUCCUGGGCCUCUUGGUGGCUGUGGCUACACUUGUGGGUAUGGAGGAGCUGUCCAACAGCCCCCCGAGGUCGGUCUGGGUCCCCCUGGGGGUGCUGCUCGGCCUGGGCAUGCUGUUCGCCGUUCUCACCCUCCAAUGGCAGCGUUUCUUCACCACCGUGUCCACGGCCGUGUUCGGGGCGGCGGUGAUCACCGUUGCGCUGGACUACUUUGUGGAGCUGUUUGCCCUGGUGCUGUACCUGUAUGAGAGGGUGAAAGCGGCGCCCAGAGGGAGACCCGUCUGUUGGAUCACCUGGGUGGUGCUGGGGGUGUGGCCUGUUCUGACACUCCUGGGGGUGCUAAUACAGUGGAAGGUGACAGCAGAGGGAUACUCCCACACCAAGGUGAUAAUCAGUCGUCAGCAGCGGCGGGUCCAGCUGAUGCGCAUCCGUCAGAAGGAGGAGCGGAGGGACCGCAGCAGGAAGAGGAAGAAUAAGCAACAGAGAGACUCCACCCACAGCUCUCACGCUCCCAAACCCCUGCACCCCGAGCCCGCCUAUCGCAGGAAACCCAACCCUAUACGACGCUUUGACGGGGACGUCCUAUCGCCUAGUUACAUCCAGAGUUUCCGGGACAGGCAGGUUGAGGCCAGGCCGUAUCCUGGAGGGGGCAGACUGGUGGGGGGAGGAGUUGCUCACACCAAUGUGGAUGUGGACUAUGACUGUGGCUCCACCACGCCCCUCACUGCGGCUGCAGGCCCCUUACUACGAGUCUGAACACUCCCCUAACCACUGGUCCAGCCACACCCCCAAUCAUCUGGCAGCCACAUCACACCCCCAAAAGGUGUGACCACACCCACAACCCACCUGUGCUGCAGUAUGGAUCUGACCACACCCCUAAAUGGUGUGACCACACCCGCAAAGGCCUGUAUUGCAGUAUAGGUCUGACUGACCACUCCCCCACCACAAUGCUGGAGCCAAUCAGAGUAUGUGAAUAGUGAAGGCCUGAACUCCUUUUUCUGUUUCACACACACCAGCCACAUGCAUGAAAAUACUGUACACACAUCCACAAACACCGCAGUGGAACUGGACCUGGUGAACAGAGAGAGAAAUACAGGGCCUCCAACGGGAUGGAUAGAUGUUACCUGAGUCUUCUCUCUCUCCAUCCAGCCUCCAGCCAGUCUCCAUCGUGACACAGUUUAAAGAAGCAUGGCUCAGGUUUCAAACGAGGCAUCGUUUUACCACGGACACCGGAAUACAAUCCUCUCUCUUCAGGAUUUUGAAAGAUUCAACUUAAAGUCUGUCUAUUACUCUGCAGUCUUAAUUCCUCAAAUCAUUCUCUGUCGUCAACAGGCAGUUCCUUUGUACUGCAUUUCUACGGUUCCAGCCUUCUAUGGAGUUGGGACCUUCUGAUGAGAACUGACUAGUCAUAAACACCCCUGCUCUGUGCCAUGCCAGCCCAACAACAGAUCACCUCCUGGGAAGGAGAAGAAUAUAUGUCUUUUAAGAGGAAGCAUUAUGCAUUCUUGGUGCUGGACGAUAUCCUUCUUUGGAAAGCAGUUUGAAAUCCCCCUUCUUUAAAUGAAGUUGGGAGAUCCGGUUGAUUUACGGGUGCCUUGUGACUGCCCUUACUUGGACUGUACCACUCAGCAGUGAGAUAGUGGUUAUUGGCAGUGGUCACUGACUGAGAGAUGUGAGAGACUAUAUGAUAACGUGCUAUAUUAUUAUAGUGACAGACAACAAAGUUGUUGCGAUAGGAAUGAGGGUAGGCCUAUGUCUAGCAGAGGAGCAACAGUGACCCAAUCAGGGAGCAAGCAAGGAAACAGUGGAUGGUGAUUGGUCUAACCUGCCCUGGGCUCUACCAAAAGGAACCCUACAUGAAGUCAGCACAGGGUCAACAAGAGGUCAAUAAAGAGUUCAAAACAGAAAGGGGUCAGAAUAAACGAUCGACCAAUACGACGAGAGUAUUGACCACUCCCCCUCCACUCUACAGAGAGGACCAUUUAGGUCACAGAGGAUCGUCCUACAUAUAGAUAGACCCCUACAUAAUGUGCAUUGGCUUUUCAAUAUGGGUCCUAACAUUCUGUCUAUCGUGUAUCAGUAAAUGACAUCUAUGGUUUAUUAUUGUCUUUGACUCAGACUGUGAAAGGGACUGUGAGUGUGAAUCACAUGAUAAAAUAAUACAGGCGUGAUGUUAUUGCUAUUAUUAUUAUGAUUAUGAUUGCCCCAUUGGGCUGUGGGUCGGGACAGGGUAUGAGAAUCAAAGUUCUUUUCCCAGAAUCUUCCAGGGGAAAUCUACCUGGCUGCAUGACUCAGUGUUUCCUUCCUGUUCCUGUUCCUGUCCCCCUCUCUUAUCUGUCUCCCGUGGCUUUGUCCUCCUCACCUCACCAGACAGUGGUUCCUAUCCCCUCUAGCCUGGUCAGCCCACAUCUAACAACCACGUGCAUAGUUUGUUAAACACUUCUCAAGAAUAGCUUCUUAAUAAUGCAUUAUAAGCAAAUGUAUAAUGCCUUAUGAGCUGUGUAUAGUUCACUAUAAUGCAUAGAGAUUAAAUUGAUAUUCAUGAGCACUUAUUAUGCGCUUAUUUUACAUUAUGAAGAGCAUAUUCAUAGGAAGUGUUAGCAAAUUAGCCUGAGUGCCAGUCUUGUUAAAGCCAUCAUUUCAACUCCUUGCCGUGACAAUGAGUUGGUAUGGUAGCACAAACAGAUCUGGUACCAGGCUAUUACAGACUUGUCCAUACAGCACAAACAGAUGUGUAAUUCCCCACUACUUCUCAUUCUUCUGAUCUUCUGUUUUGUACAUAAACAACACUGUAUUUUUACCAUUUAUCUGUAUUUCUUGCUUUAUUUGAUUGUUUAUUUGUUCUUAUGGAUUUAUUUUAGGAUAUUUCAUUUUAUUUAUAUGAAAUGAACCUUUUAUUUAACUAGGCAAGUCACUUAAGAACAAAUUCUUAUUUACAAUGACGGCCUACUGUGGAACAGUGGGUUAAACGCCUUGUUCAGGGGCAGAACAACACAUUUUUACCUUGUCAGCUCGGGGAUUCGAUCCAGCAACCUUUCGGUUACUAGUCCAACGCUCGAACCACUAGGCUACCUGCCGCCCAAAUAACAUGUCCUUUCUGAAGUACUGUAUGUAGAUUUAUUUAUCAGGUAAUUUAUUGACAUUAUGUUAUUGACAUCUUUUGACUUCAAGAGUGCAGCCUCGUAAAUGUAGGCCGGUGAUAUUCCAUGUUUCUUAUUACAAAUAUAAUUAUUAAUACUAUUAUUAUUAUUAUUAUUAUUAAAGCAUGUGUUUUUAUGGGCCUGUAUAUGAUAAACAAAGUGAUUCUUCAA